This is a messenger RNA of Olea europaea var. sylvestris, 1247 nucleotides long. RefSeq lists its product as uncharacterized. Lineage: Eukaryota; Viridiplantae; Streptophyta; Magnoliopsida; Lamiales; Oleaceae. The transcript is spliced from 4 exons. The coding region runs from base 276 to 1121 and encodes 281 amino acids. Gene Ontology annotation, cellular component: mitochondrion. The record is from RefSeq and is a predicted model, not a curated record. Gene Ontology annotation, biological process: mitochondrial proton-transporting ATP synthase complex assembly.
UUUACAGUUUUACUCUGAUUAUGCGAAUUUCGUGAGUUGCUGAUAUGGCGCUGACUUACUGUUUGAUAAAAUUCUUGAAAGAGCUCUAAUUAGUUCUUCUUGCGCGUUCAUCUCUCCCUUCAGCUUUUAAUGUACUAAUCUUGCAUUAGUUAAUUUUGUUUAUGCCAACCUUAGCUUGAUCGCCAGGGGCGGAAAGUUGGGAGAAGCUAAGUCUGAUCGGUGCUUGAGAUUUGCAAGUUUUUGACAUUUGCUUGCUUUUACAAAUUAAGAAAAAAAUGGAAAGGUUUUAUUUCUUGUAUUUAACCAUUUGCCUGCUAUUAGAUGUUCAAAGAUGGGGUUUUUGUAUUGCAGAAAAGCAUAUAAUGCAAGGUCUAGGAUCAAAGUAUUGUAGGAGGAUAUUGUCUUCUGUUGCAGCUCUGAGUGGAGACGAUCCUGGUCUUUUUAGAAUUUUGAAACAGUCUUAUACUACCGUCUCAACUUUGCGAAGAAUUUUUGACAAUGUGCAGAAGCCUACAAUUCCCGGUGAAUUCUUGAAGUGGGGUUCGCUUGGUUUGUGCAGGACAUCAAGCUUUGCAACUGGGUUCACACCAUUGCAACCAAAGCCCUUGGAGUCGAUUAUUGAUAUAGAGAGGGCACAGAAUAAAUCAACUGAAGAACUCGCGGACAUUUGGGAUGAUUAUCACUUGGGAAGAGGCCAUAUUGGUGCAUCAAUGAAAGCAACAUUGUACCAUCUAUUAAAGCAAAGAGCUGUGGAUUGCCGCUAUUUUGUGAUUCCAAUGUGGAAAGGAAAUGGUUAUACAACCAUGUUUUUGCAAGUUCAGAUGCCACACAUGCUUUUCACUGGUCUUGAAGAUUACAAGGCAAGAGGAACUCAAGCUGCUCCAUACUUCACUGCUUCAUACUAUACAGAAUUUGCAGAAAGCAAGGAAUUAGUGCUUAUUCGUGGAGAUAUUGUGUUUACUAGCAAGCUGACUGACUCAGAGGCAAAAUGGCUUCUUGAGACUGCACAAUCAUUUUACUUGAAUGAUGUCAGGUACAAACUGGUAGAGCGUUUCAACAAAGAAACCCGUGAAUUUGAGUUCAAGGAUGUCUUGCAGGCAUUAGAUAUGCCUGUUUUGUAGUUUAAAUUAUCUAGGAAAUUGUAAGAGUAUAGAUUGGCCUUUUUCUUGUUAUAAAUUUUGCGCAAUAGGAUGGACAUGUUUUUACCCUUUUUCGAAUAAUAAUCAGGCCUGGUUUUGAUUGCAUUA